GGAGGAGCUUUUUGGGAUUAUGAUCCUCCCGUCCGCUGGCUUCGCCCCGCUGGUACUCCGCAGCGCGUCGUCGCUCCUCUGGUCUUCUCGAGCUCGCCAACUCGCCGUCCGGCCGCCACGGACGAACGAAGGUUCGGUCAGCGUGGACGUCCUUCCAACUCCCUGCUGCCAUGGAGGAAGGCGCAUCCCCCCACCGUGUAGCGCCCUGGUACCCCUGCAUUCCCUUCAUUCACUGAGUCCUGCAGUAGUAGUUGGUUGCGCCAUGGACGGAGAGGAUCGUGAGUCAGAGCAAUGGAGGUGCGCCGGCUUAGGGAUUGACAUACCAGGCGACCCCCCUGCUCAUAGGCCCCUUCUUCCACCUCUGGAUGCAUCAUUUGCAGAUGGUUUACAAAUUGAUUGGGUCUCCAUAGAAAUUGAAGGUGGUAAAGGAAAGAAAAAAGUAUCUGGAAAUGAAAAUGAAAAUGAGAGAAAGAUACUAAGAGGAAAGAUAAAGUGCCCAAAUUGUGGUCAACUAGGUCAUCGGAAAGCAAGCCCAAAAUGCCCCCUUAAUGGAACUAAAAAGAGAAAACGAAAACCAAGGAUGAAUACCACAAAACAGUGGUUUCCCAAAGAAAACAUGGCUGGUCCUGUUCCUAGUGUUGUUGCUGGUGCUGUUCCUAGUGCUGUUCCAGGUGUCAACACCCCAACUGCAGAAGCUGGCCUUUCAUCGCCUCCAAGAAAGAUUAGAAGAGUCGUACGCAAGAUUACACCGAAGAAGAAAGCCUCACUGCUGCUGCAGUUUGAAUCUGUCUAAUCUGUCUUGGACCUGUUUUAAGAACUUGUAUGUGUAAUCUGUGUGAACAUGUGAACCUGUUUGAUACAUGUUGGAAAGUGCAACGCCAAAAUUGAUUCUGUUGCUGCAA
Molecule: messenger RNA, 902 nt
Organism: Zea mays
Lineage: Eukaryota; Viridiplantae; Streptophyta; Magnoliopsida; Poales; Poaceae
Exons: 4
Coding region: 20-793 (257 amino acids)
Source: RefSeq, a predicted model, not a curated record